AUGAAUAAAAGAAAUACUAUGGUAACUGGAAAUGGAUUAUUACCAUUAAUCCUACAUAACACGGAUGAAUAUGGCUUUGAAAGACCUGAAGAUUUUAAUUAUCAAGUUUACGAAGAGUUCAUGUCUUCCUACUUAAAAAUAUUAGCACACCGAUCAAAAAAAUGGUCUAAAUUAUUAAAUCCUAAUUACGUUUUUAAAAAAAAUGCAAAAUUAAAAAGGUAUAUUAGGAAAGGCAUUCCGGCCGAGCACAGAGGAUUUGUCUGGUUUAUGAUUAGUGGUGCUCACAAUUUAAAAAAAAACAUGUCUGAUGACUUUUACUAUAGUUUAUUGAAGCAAGAUCUGAAUACUGAGAUAGUAGAUGCUAUUAAACUUGAUCUUCAUAGAACAUUUCCCAAUAAUAUUUUUUUUAAAAGACCAGAGUUUUGUCAAACUCAAUUAUUUAACAUAUUAGUAGCAUAUGCACAUCACAAUCCGAAAAUUGGCUAUUGUCAGGGUUUAAAUUAUGUAGCAGGGUUAUUGCUUUUAGUCACCAAGAAUGAAGAAACAACAUUUUGGCUUUUAAAAACUCUAAUAGAACAAACUUUAGAAGAUUAUUAUUCACCUACAAUGCAGGGUCUUCUUAUUGAUGUAGAAGUAUUAUCAGAAAUAAUUAAAAUGAAAGAGCCAGAAGUGCAUCAACAUAUAACAAAUCUGGGUUUACCAUGGUUAAUUAUUUGUUCAAAAUGGUUUAUAUGUUUGUUUGUUGAAAUAUUACCCAUAGAGACUGUGCUUCGCAUAUGGGACUGUUUAUUUUACGAAGGUUCUAAAAUAUUUUUUCGUGUUGGAAUAGCAUUAAUUAAAUUAAACAGAAAACAAUUAAUCGAAAGUAAAGAUUUUGCCGAAGCAGCUAAUACUUUUAAAAGUAUUACCAAUAGCAAAAUGGUUACAAAUUGCCAUUUUUUUAUGAAUAGUGUAUUUAAGGUUUCAGGAUCACUGUCAAAUUCUACUCUUCAUAAGUUAAGAAGAAAAAUAAGAAUUGAAAAGUUUGGGUCAAAAUAA
Molecule: messenger RNA, 1038 nt
Organism: Pediculus humanus corporis (human body louse)
Lineage: Eukaryota; Metazoa; Arthropoda; Insecta; Psocodea; Pediculidae
Product: gh regulated tbc protein-1, putative
Exons: 9
Coding region: 1-1038 (345 amino acids)
Source: RefSeq, a predicted model, not a curated record